Molecule: messenger RNA, 3262 nt
Organism: Sebastes umbrosus (honeycomb rockfish)
Lineage: Eukaryota; Metazoa; Chordata; Actinopteri; Perciformes; Sebastidae
Gene: kras
Product: v-Ki-ras2 Kirsten rat sarcoma viral oncogene homolog
Exons: 5
Coding region: 286-852 (188 amino acids)
Biological process (GO): Ras protein signal transduction
Cellular component (GO): plasma membrane
Molecular function (GO): GTPase activity; GTP binding; GDP binding
Source: RefSeq, a predicted model, not a curated record
GCCCCGGUGGUAUCCGCCCAUCUUCUCUGUUUAAAGGAGGCCGAGCUGAGCACAGAGCUAGGCCGCCACCAGGACCGACCGACCGCUGCAAUCUAAUGGAAAGUUCGAUCGAUUAAUUCAUCCACUUUGUGUCUGUUCCCGCUGGCUUCUGAUAACGAAGUAGAACCGAGUUAAAUGCGGAGGUUUGGGUGUGAAAUAGGACAUGCAGAGAUCGAGUGAAAGGAGAGGAUUAUCAGCUUGACUUUAUCUGGACGCGGAACUCUCCUCCACUCGAAAAGGUGAAUCAUGACAGAAUAUAAGCUGGUAGUGGUGGGAGCUGGAGGCGUUGGCAAGAGCGCACUUACCAUUCAGCUCAUCCAGAAUCACUUUGUGGAUGAAUAUGACCCCACCAUUGAGGACUCCUACAGAAAGCAGGUAGUGAUCGACGGAGAGACGUGUCUGCUGGACAUCCUGGACACUGCAGGUCAGGAGGAGUACAGCGCCAUGAGGGAUCAGUACAUGAGGACAGGGGAGGGCUUCCUCUGCGUCUUUGCCAUCAACAACACCAAGUCCUUUGAGGACAUUCACCACUAUAGAGAACAGAUUAAGCGGGUGAAGGACUCCGAGGACGUCCCCAUGGUGUUGGUGGGAAACAAGUGUGACCUCCCGUCUCGGACAGUGGACACCAAGCAGGCUCAGGACUUAGCACGCAGUUAUGGCAUUCCCUUUAUUGAGACUUCAGCCAAAACCAGACAGGGCGUUGACGAUGCCUUUUACACAUUAGUGCGAGAAAUCCGGAAGCAUAAGGAGAAGAUGAGCAAGGAGGGCAAAAAGAAGAAAAAGAAGUCCAAGACAAAGUGUACACUUAUGUGAAUAAUCAUCCCUUUUCAAGACAGACUAAAAAAAAAAGAACUAUGUUGAACAGUUAAAGUAAUACAUUUUGUACAUUACACUAAAUUAUUAGCCUCUUUCUCAAUACCCACCAUACUGAAUACUAAACCUGCCCCCCCCCCCUCCCUUUUAUUUCUGCCUUUCUAUUAUUUGCUACUUGGACACCGAUAAGCUUUAUUUCAGUUUAGUGCCAGUUGCCCACGUGUGUUGGUCCAACAGCCUGUUUGAUUUUAUAGGAUGAUGUUGAUUUGGAUAAUUGUUUUAUAUACCUGCAGAGCUGUGAGCUAAUUACAUCACAACUCAUGUUUGACAAAUUAUUCAUUAGCAGCUUAAAGUUUUGUUUUUUUCUUCCCCCCCUUUGCUUAAAAGGUCUGCAGAAGUUCUGUAAUGCCCUUUUUUAAGUUUGGGAUGCCAAAGAAUGAAUUUUCACCCCGAUUCUCGUAGACAAAACCGAUCUGAAGAACGGACCAACAUUCAGCCAGAUGAGAUCCAAAUGUCCCAGCCACUGUGUAAUGUUCCCGGUCGCUAAUGACCUCUAGAUAUGACUUAGUUAUGUCACUGAUAUAAGUAUGCAUGCGAACUCCUACUCUUCUCCGAAUGUUUUAACACCCUAAUUAGCUAUUAAUUAAUUUGUCAAUGCUUUGUACUGCGUGGGGGAGCGAUUCCUCGCCUACAUGAGAUGUUUCUUUUUUUUUUUUUUUUUUUUUGCAUGCAAUGUGUCCUAGAUGACAUGGGUAUUGCAAAACCGCCUCUGGUUGAUACAUUUAACAGAGCCAGCAACGAGGAACUCUGACCCAAGUGGACGUCAUACAGUCUUGUUUUUCAGGUUUAUGUAAAUUAAUCAUUACUUGCUUUAGUGAGAAAGAAAUUAGCCUUUUCUUUUAGCUUGAUUCAUGACAAAUUCAGAGAUCUGUAUUUUUACCCCGUUUUGGGAUGAUGAGCAGGACUAGCAGCCAGGUUUUGUGUUGCAGGGAUUCAUGCCUUCGUGACGAUCUUAAUGUCGAACAGCUUGUUUGACGUUACCGCUCACAUAUUUCCUGCUUUUCUUUACUCUAAAAGGCUUGACUGCAGGAUUGUUUUAAUUUAUCCUGACAAUAAUCAUUUCAUUGCUAUUUGUUACAAAACAAGUUCUCCCGUCAACAUCCUCUCCAUCGAGGCGUCAUAUUUAAACAGCACGAGGAUCCUUUAUCGGCUCGUUAUUCGAUGUCUGUUAGGUUUUAACAUUUGAGGAUUCUCCAGUCGCUAGCCAUAGAGGUGCACAUUUUCCUAAGCUGUUGGCUUGUGACAGAAUAGAAAGCUUCUUUUUAAGCAGCUUUCAGGAAUAUUUCUCUUGGUGUGGUGUCGCAGAGGUUGUUUCAAAAAUGUUGUCCCAAAUGGAUUUUCAGAUUCUUCCUUUUUUGCGGAGCUUUUUGAAAAGAGUUUUUUUUUUAUGGAUUAAUUUCCCUAAAGUGUUGAAAUAGUUUGGUGGGCUGCCUUUUCAACAGAAAUGAUUGUCCAGCAAAGUAAUUUGUCAUUUUUUUUCUCUCACAAAGCAUCGUGUGUCGUGGUGAUGUAACUGGAACUGAUGUUUGUAAAUGAGGCAAUAAUUGCCAUAAAAUUGGUUUUUAGAGAAAAUUGUCAGAAUUUAUUAAAAUAAAAAGAAGAAAAAAGUCCUAGUUUCUUUCCCAGGUCAGCCCGUAAUUUCCAUCGUAUUAACACGCUGUUCCCCUGGGGAUUUGUAUUUGCCUUUUUAUGUUUGCAUUAGGUGCUACAUUUAGACGGUAGAAAGAGCUGAGACAACAUUUACUUUGUCCCGUGUGCGCUCGACAAAUACACAAAAUGCGGUUUAUAGGGGAGCAGCGUUAUUGACACAGAAAAUCCAGACAUGAUACAUUUUGCUUUCAGGAUUAAUGAAUAUUAUUACCUCUUCCCCCCCCCCUUCCCAUGAAGUAGAUAAUAACUGUGAAUGCAAUUUUAAUUAUGGAACUCUCUUGUUAACAAUACUGUUUCAAAACUUAGUUUUACUGAAAUGUUUGAAAUGUUCCUCUUCCUUUUAUUGCGUGCCAACAGCUGAUUUCUGAAAUGUAUAUCAUUUAUAUACCUGGAUCAUAUUUUAACAACCUUUGUAUAGUUGUGAUACUGAAAGGUGCAUAUUUUGUAAAUUGUGCUUUCAUUUCGUUGGUGUGUCUAAAUGAAUGUUGCUUUAAUGGAGUUUGGCUCCGCUCUGUGUAUGUGAUUAGAGAGAGUGUGUGACUGGGUCCAGGUUCUAGGGAAGUGAAUGAAUGACCACUUUACAACACACACCUGUUGUGGGCAGUGUAGAGCGGUGAUCGGAUCUCAAAUGAGUCUAUUUUUUGCCAUGAAUCUCACCACUCCUAUUUAAUGUGUAAUAAAGAACAAAAGUAAAGAGGAA